Messenger RNA from Sorex araneus (European shrew), 3002 nucleotides. RefSeq names its product DnaJ heat shock protein family (Hsp40) member C14 (gene DNAJC14). Bases 785 to 2881 code for a protein of 698 amino acids. The transcript is spliced from 8 exons. Lineage: Eukaryota; Metazoa; Chordata; Mammalia; Eulipotyphla; Soricidae. Gene Ontology annotation, molecular function: dopamine receptor binding. The record is from RefSeq and is a predicted model, not a curated record.
AGGGGGUUCAUGGGUGGAACAACUUGCGGGGCAAGACGGGCACUGGGAAGGAGACGACUGCCAGGAGAAGUGUGUGCAGAGGGCAGCGACCGCGCGGAUCCUAGUCGGGUGUCGGCGGGGGGCGGGUGGACGGCGACCGAACGGCCCGCUAUGCAAAUAAGAUGCAAAGCAGCAUGCAGAUGAGUGCAGUCCACUGGGGCCCUCUGUGCCAGUGCUGAGCCCGGCGGAGCCAGCAGGGCUGUGGUUCCUCUAGGUCCCUGAGUUUGUCUGCAAGGGAAAGAGGCUCGGUGGCUGUCUCUUAUCUCCCAGUCUCGGCCAAGCCCAAGAACACAGCCAGAGGACCCUUGAGAACCUGCCCCGACAGCAGCGCCUAUUCUCUGCUUUUCCAGCCGUGCUACCCAGCGGGGGAUCCCACGCCAGCACGCGGAGGGCUCCAGCAGCGGGCACUUUAAGGGGGCGGGGCCAAGUCUAACCCCGCCCCCAGGCCUCCGCCUCCGAUUUGACUUAGCGUGGGCUGGACUGGCUCGCGCCUCCGCCAACCGCUUCUUUACCUUCCCGUCGCUUCCCCGGUGACCCCGGAAGUGGAAGUAGGUGUCGGUCUCCGGCCUCGGCGGGGACGGAAGGCGGAAGCAGAGCGUGAGCAGGAGGCGGAGCCGGGGGAGCUGCUCCAGUACCUCCCCCUGGCCCCGGGCUCAGCUGCUCGAGGGGGAGGAGUUACCGCCGCUCUCUGGCAUCAACCGCCCAUAAUGGCUGUGACCUAAAGCCCUCAGGAAGGCCUGGGGUCAUGGCCCAGAAGCACCCCGGAGACAGAGGGUUGUGUAGAGCCCAUCACAGUGGUGGUCCUUCCCUCAGGACUUUAGGGCCUUCCGUGGGCCCUGAAAUUCUUUCGUUCUCAGGACUCAGGGACUCCACCGGGCGUGCUGCUAAUGGUACCCGCUGCCUCGCAGAACACUCGAGGCCUAAGUACACAGAGCCCCCAAACCCAGCCCACUGGUCGGAUCCAAGCCAUGGCUCCCCGAGAGGUCCGGGCCCCCCUCGGGCUGGAGAGGACCCCGAGCAGAGUGAGGCAUAUUCCGAAGAAGAAUCAGGAGUGGAUCAGGACCUCUCAAGAGAAACUGAGGCUGGGCGCCAGGAGCACGGGAACCCUUCUUUUCUUACCAUUCCGCCCGCUUGCAACUGCCGUGGAGUCUCGGAAGGGCUGUCCUCCGGGGGCAAGGAGAGCUUGGCUAGCAACUUUUGCCAUCACUGCACCUCUCCAGUGUUGGAGGAAGAUGAGGAGUUGGAAGAGGAAUACGAGGAGGAGGAACCUCUCAAGUUCCCCAGUGAUCUGUCACGUGAAUCCGGUGGAAAGAAACCUCCUGCCCGGAGACAGCGGCACCGUCUUCCAGCCAAGGAGGAUACACGGGAGGGUGGACGCAGGGAUCCCAGGUCGCCGGGUCGGCAUCGGCUGGGCCGCAAACGAAGUCAGGCAGAGAAACGCAGAGGCCCGGGACUGUGGGGAGCCGAGGAACUGUGUCAGCUAGGGCAGGCGGGCUUCUGGUGGAUGAUCGAACUGCUGGUGUUGGUGGGCGAGUAUGUGGAAACUUGCGGCCAUCUGAUCUAUGCAUGCAGGCAGCUGAAUGGCAGUGAUCUGGAUCUUUUUCGAGUGUGGGUGGGAGUCUGGGCAGGGCGGCUUGGGGGCUGGGCCCAGGUGGUGUUCUGUUUUCUCAGCCAGGGAUUUCUCUAUGGGACGGGGCUCUUCACCCGCUUUCUCAGACUACUGGGUGCUUUGUUGCUCCUGGCUCUGGCCCUCUCCUUGGGCUGUCUGCAGUUGAGCUGGCAGUUCCUCCUGGGACUGGGUGACCGUUUAGGCUGGAGAGGUAGAGCUACCUGGCUUUUCUCUUGGCUCGAUUCUCCUGCUUUGCAGCGCUGCAUGACUCUGUUGAGAGAGAGUAGGCCAUGGCAGCUGCUGGUAAGAAUGGUUCAGUGGGGUUGGCUUGAGUUGCCGUGGGUGAAGCGGAGGACCAAUAGACAAGGGACUGCACCUGCAGCAAGUAGUCGCUACUGCCAGCCAGAAGAGGAGGUGGCUCGACUCUUGACUAUGGCUGAGGUUCCUGAAGAUGAGCUAAACCCUUUCCAUGUGCUGGGGGUUGAAGCCACGGCAUCAGACAUUGAAUUGAAGAAGGCCUAUCGGCAGCUGGCAGUGAUGGUUCAUCCCGACAAAAAUCACCAUCCUCGGGCUGAGGAGGCUUUCAAGGUUUUGCGGGCAGCUUGGGACAUUGUCAGCAACCCUGAAAGGCGGAAGGAAUAUGAGAUGAAACGAAUGGCAGAGAAUGAAUUGAGCCGUUCAGUGAAUGAAUUCCUGUCCAAGCUGCAGGAUGACCUCAAGGAGGCAAUGAAUACUAUGAUGUGCAGCCGGUGCCAGGGAAAGCACAGGAGGUUUGAAAUGGACCGGGAAGCGAAGAGUGCCAGAUACUGUGCUGAGUGUAAUAAGCUGCAUCCUGCUGAGGAGGGAGACUUUUGGGCAGAGUCAAGCAUGUUUGGUCUCAAGAUCACGUACUUUGCAUUGAUGGAUGGAAAGGUGUAUGAUAUCACAGAGUGGGCGGGAUGCCAGCGUGUGGGAAUCUCUCCAGAUACCCACAGAGUCCCCUAUCACAUCUCAUUUGGUUCUCGGCUCCCAGGCACCAGUGGGCGGCAGAGAGCCACUCCAGAUUCCCCUCCUGCGGACCUUCAGGAUUUCUUGAGUCGGAUCAUUUCAGGCCAAAUGUCCAAUGGAAACUUCUUUGCAGCUCCUCAGCCUGGCCCCGGACCUACUACACCCUCCAAGCCCAACAGCACAGUACCCAAGGGAGAAGCCAAACCGAAGAGGCGGAAGAAAGUGAGGAGGCCCUUCCAACGCUGAUACCCCAACUUUUUCUUCCUCAAAUCAAUGUCAGGGAGUCCAAAGGGCUGUGUACAGCACAGGAUGGAGUUUGAUUUGUUUAUUUUUAAAUACUUUAAAAAAAAAAAAGGGAAACUUUCAA